AUGUCUUCCUCCAAGCCUCUCCACACUUACCACCGUCGCUCCAAAUCAAAAUCCACUGACAGGGUGGAUUUCAAUCCGUCAAUUCCUAGGGUUCCUCGAACCCGUUCUUCUUCCUCUGUUCCUGUUAGAGAUUCUUCUCCUUUUGUGUCUAAUGAGGCUGCCUCCUUCUUUAAUGAGGUUGUCUCAAAGAGAAAAUUCAUUCCUGAGAGGUAUUACCAGUUUGAUGCUGUUCCCUUGGCGGCUCAAGAGUCUGCAAAUCAGAUUUUGGAGCACUACCACCUUCAAGCCCUAAAUUCUCUCUCUAGUAAGUUUAACAUUCCUGUUGUUCAAGAAUUUUACUCUAACUUUUCUGCUGACCCUAAGGAUUCAAAAGUAUCAGAUUUUGGUUAG
Molecule: messenger RNA, 390 nt
Organism: Prunus armeniaca (apricot)
Lineage: Eukaryota; Viridiplantae; Streptophyta; Magnoliopsida; Rosales; Rosaceae
Source: the annotation of a GenBank genome assembly